AUGCGCCGCCUGCAGAAAAAGAAAACAUCGAGUUCUCGAACGGCCGCCGUCCAAGUGUCGUCAGACGAGAGUCUCCUGACACUCGGCGGAUGGCGUGCUCCGUACCUUCUCCCCGGAUCAAUGACCGCGGAGAAGGAUCGUUGGUCCAGGAACAUGCCUUAUGCCAUAUCGGUGCCCCCUACGCAUUCCGCCAACGCGGAAGUCUCCGAUGCGGUACCAGCGCACCGAGUGCAUUGUGGCCCGUAUAGCUAUGGUGAUCGGCUCCUCCAAGUGGCUGAGCCGCCAUCUGGCUACGAAGUCUUGACUCAGACCUGUUCCUGCGCCAAAGAUGCCAAGGGAUCUACCUGA
Molecule: messenger RNA, 348 nt
Organism: Aspergillus piperis CBS 112811
Lineage: Eukaryota; Fungi; Ascomycota; Eurotiomycetes; Eurotiales; Aspergillaceae
Exons: 3
Coding region: 1-348 (115 amino acids)
Source: RefSeq, a predicted model, not a curated record